AUGGAAAAUUAUGAGAAGAUGAUCACUGAAGGGGUCAAAAAGUUUGUGCAAGAGUACUACAAGAAGAAUCCUGAUGAUGCUUGGACUGAUCAAGAACACGAGCUAUUCCUAAUGGGACUGAGGAAGUAUGGAACAGGAAAUCAUGGGAAAAUAUCCAAGAAGUUUGUCAAGACCAAAAAUCUUCAACAAGUCAAAAACCAUGCUAACUUGGUGUUCCAGCAUUUGAAAUCCUCUACAAGAAAGGGACCAAACAACAAAGUUGGCGUCGAAAAGUACGAUCCUGCUGCAGCCAAUAUUGCUAGCACCUCCUACGUCGUGGUGCCUGAUGUUGCUGAUGCUGCCUCAGGAACCAACGGGGUGGUAGAGCCAGAAACAAAUGCCAUUGUGGUUGAUCAGAUCAUAGCCACAACUAAUCGUACUACACCGAUGGACUUGUUUCCAACAUCCGAGCCCAAGCCAACCUUAAUCAUGUUCCCUGUGACAGCACCAACGUUUCCUGUUCGGUCAGAAACUGGAAGCUCAGAUGUUCCACCGAAUUAUGCCCACAAAAGCAACCUUCAGGAUACGCUUACUCAUGGCAGUACUGGUGGUGGGGAUUUUUUUCCUUCAUAUGGUGAACUUGAUUUGGAUCUCCGUUUAGGUUCAUGGUACUGGUGA
Messenger RNA from Populus euphratica (Euphrates poplar), 657 nucleotides. Its product is annotated as transcription factor MYB1R1-like. The transcript is spliced from 2 exons. Bases 1 to 657 code for a protein of 218 amino acids. Lineage: Eukaryota; Viridiplantae; Streptophyta; Magnoliopsida; Malpighiales; Salicaceae. The record is from RefSeq and is a predicted model, not a curated record.